Castor canadensis (American beaver) is the source of this 5650-nucleotide messenger RNA. RefSeq names its product integrin subunit alpha 10 (gene Itga10). The record is from RefSeq and is a predicted model, not a curated record. Gene Ontology annotation, cellular component: integrin complex; external side of plasma membrane. NCBI's taxonomy places the organism in Eukaryota, Metazoa, Chordata, Mammalia, Rodentia, Castoridae. Gene Ontology annotation, molecular function: integrin binding. Gene Ontology annotation, biological process: cell-cell adhesion; cell adhesion mediated by integrin; cell-matrix adhesion.
ACAUCACUCACAGAUUUUCAUUGAAAACCUAUUCAGGGAAAAAUAGAUAUAGCAAAAGCUAAGAAGCUCCAUGGUUCCCACAGUUCUUGAGAAGUUUAUAGCCUAAAUGAAUUGAGGGAGGGGUGGUCUAAGCUAAAGUAAUUCUACUGACUCCAUAAAACACACCUCAUACCAGUUCAUAGUCCUUCUAAAAACUAUUAACAGUACAAGGCAGCAUAGGCUAAGAACCAUGAGCAUCACCAGAACUAAGUGGAGUGGGGUGGUAAGGUUUGACUUGGGGGACUGUGUCUUCGGGAUUCUCCUGGCGUAUAAAUGAUACCACUGCAUCAGCUUUUAUUUUGCAUAUUCCAGGUUCAGAUAAAUAAGGAAGUAAAAAGAAUCUGUUGCCUACUCCUACUUUCUGUGCCAAAUCUGAGGAAACCAUUAUUGACCUGGCAACAAAAGGUGGAAAAAAAGAGAAGCAGCGAAAUUGUCAAAAACUAUGUUCUUCUCAUUGAGAUGAGGCCUCCAGGGGGCAGCACUAAGGCAGAGAAAUAGAUUAAGGUCACUCAGUCCUUUGCUUGGUCUGGGGCUCCCCACAGUUCCCCAUCACUCCUCCCAUUCCUUCCAACUUUAUUUUUAGCUGCCAGUGGGAGGGGGCAGGAUAGGAGGGAAAGUAAAGAAAACAGAAAAAGGAGAGGGACAGAGGCACAGAAGACUUCUCACACAGGGCAGAAUGACCAGCGUGAAGCUCCCCUUCUUCCCUCACCUGCUCUUGGGCCUAAUGUUCCUGACAGGUCUCUGCUCCCCCUUCAACUUGGACGUGCAUCACCCACGCCUAUUCACAGGGCCACCAGAAGCUGAAUUUGGAUACAGCGUCUUACAACAUGUUGGGGGUGGACAGCCAUGGAUGCUGGUGGGUGCUCCCUGGGAUGGGCCUUCAGGCGACCGGAGGGGUGACGUUUAUCGCUGCUCUGUAGGGGGGACCCACAAUGCCCCAUGUGCCAAGGGCCACUUGGGUGAUUACCAACUGGGCAAUUCAUCUCAUCCUGCUGUGAAUAUGCACCUGGGGAUGUCUCUACUAGAGACAGAUGGUGAUGGGGGAUUCAUGGCCUGUGCCCCUCUCUGGUCUCGUGCUUGUGGCAGCUCUGUCUUCAGUUCCGGAAUAUGUGCCCGUGUGGAUGCUUCAUUCCAGCCCCAGGGAAGCCUGGCACCCACUGCCCAACGCUGCCCCACAUACAUGGAUGUUUUAAUCGUUUUGGAUGGCUCCAACAGCAUCUACCCCUGGUCUGAAGUUCAGACCUUCCUACGGAGACUGGUAGGGAGACUGUUUAUUGAUCCAGAACAGAUACAGGUGGGACUGGUACAGUAUGGGGAGAGCCCUGUGCAUGAGUGGUCCCUGGGAGAUUUCCGAACCAAGGAAGAAGUGGUGAGAGCAGCAAGGAACCUCAGUCGGCGAGAGGGACGAGAAACAAAGACUGCUCAAGCAAUAAUGGUGGCCUGCACAGAAGGGUUUAGUCAAUCCCAUGGGGGCCGACCAGAGGCUGCCAGGCUACUAGUAGUUGUCACUGAUGGAGAAUCACAUGAUGGAGAGGAGCUUCCUGCAGCAUUAAAGGCCUGUGAGGCUGGAAGAGUCAUACGCUAUGGGAUUGCAGUCCUUGGUCACUACCUCCGGCGGCAGCGAGACCCUAGCUCUUUCCUUCAGGAAAUUAGAGCUAUUGCCAGUGACCCUGAUGAGCGAUUCUUCUUCAAUGUCACAGAUGAGGCUGCACUGACUGACAUUGUGGAUGCACUAGGAGACCGAAUUUUUGGCCUUGAGGGGUCCCAUGGAGAAAAUGAAAGUUCCUUUGGGCUGGAAAUGUCUCAGAUUGGUUUCUCCACUCAUCAACUGAAGGAUGGAAUUCUCUUUGGGAUGGUGGGGGCCUAUGACUGGGGAGGCUCAGUGUUAUGGCUUGAAGAAGGUCGCCGCCUUUCCCCCCCACGAACAGCCCUGGAAGAUGAAUUUCCCCCUGCGUUGCAGAACCAUGCAGCCUACCUAGGUUACUCUGUUUCCUCCAUGCUUUUGCAAGGUGGACGACGCCUCUUUCUCUCAGGGGCUCCUAGGUUUAAACAUCGAGGAAAAGUCAUUGCCUUCCAGCUUAAGAAAGAUGGGGCUGUGAGGGUUGCCCACAGUCUCCAGGGAGAGCAGAUUGGUUCGUACUUUGGCAGUGAGCUCUGUCCAUUGGAUACGGAUAGGGAUGGAACAACUGAUGUCUUACUUGUGGCUGCCCCCAUGUUCCUGGGACCCCAGAACAAGGAGACAGGACGUGUUUAUGUGUAUGUUGUGGGCCAGCAAUCUUUGCUGAUGCUCCAAGAAACACUUCAGCCAGAACUUCCCCAGGAUGCUCGGUUUGGCUUUGCCAUGGGUGCCCUUCCUGAUCUGAACCAAGAUGGUUUUGCUGAUGUGGCUGUGGGGGCUCCCCUGGAAGAUGGGCACCAGGGAGCACUGUACCUGUAUCAUGGAACCCAAAGUGGAGUCAGGCGCCAUCCUGCUCAGCGGAUUGCUGCUGUCUCCAUGCCACAGGCUCUCAGCUACUUUGGCCGAAGUGUGGAUGGCCGGCUAGAUCUUGAUGGAGAUGAUCUGGUAGAUGUGGCUGUGGGUGCCCAUGGGGCGGCCAUCCUGCUCAGCUCCAGGCCCAUUGUCCACUUAGCCCCAUCACUGGAUAUAACUCCACCGGCCAUCAGUGUGGUUCAGAAGGACUGUAGACAGCGAGGCCAAGAUGCAGCCUGCCUGACUGCAGUCCUUUGCCUCCAAGUGACCUCCCACACUCCUGGCCGCUGGGAUCGCCAAUUUUAUGUGAGGUUCACAGCAUCACUGGAUGAGUGGACGGCUGGGGCCCGUGCAGCAUUUGAUGGUUCUGGCCAGAGGCUGUCCCGCUGGCGGCUCCAGCUUAGUGUGGGGAAUGUCACUUGUGAACAGCUGCACUUCCAUGUGCUGGAUACAUCAGAUUAUUUCCGACCAGUGGCGUUGACUGUGACCUUUGCCUUGGACAACACUACAAAGCCAGGACCUGUGCUGGAUGAAGGUUCACCCACCUCUAUACGAAAGCUGGUUCCCUUCUCAAAAGAUUGUGGCCCUGACAAUGAAUGUGUCACUGACCUGGUGCUUCAAGCUAGUAUGGACAUCAAAGGCUCCAGGACAGCCCCAUUUGUGGUUCGAGGUGGCCAGCGGAAAGUACUGGUAUCAGCAACUUUAGAGAACAGGAAGGAAAAUGCCUACAACACUAGCCUGAAUCUCAGCUUCUCUAGAAACCUCCAUCUGGCCAGUUUCACUCCUCAGAAGGACAGCCUAGUAAAGGUGGAAUGUGCAGCCCCUUCCCCUCAUGCCCAAUUCUGCAGUGUUGGGCAUCCUGUCUUCCAGGCUGAAGCCAAGGUGACCUUUCUCCUAGAGUUUGAGUUUAGCUGUGCCUCUCUUCUGAACCAGGUCAUGGUGAGGCUGACUGCCAGUAGCAGUAGCCUGGAGAGAAAUGAGACCCUUCAAGACAAUACAGUCCAUACCUCUGCCCACAUCCAAUAUGAGCCUCACCUCCUGUUCUCUAGUGAGUCUACCCUGCACCGCUAUGAGGUUCACACCUAUAGGACCCUCCCAGUGAGUCCUGGCCCUGAAUUCAAAACUACUCUUAGGGUUCAGAAUCUCGGCUGUUAUGUGGUCAGUGGCCUCAUCAUCUCAGCUUUCCUUCCAGCUGUAGCCCAUGGGGGCAAUUACUUCCUGUCACUAUCUCAAGUCAUCACUAGCAAUGCAAGCUGCACAGUGCAGAACCUGACUGAGCCUCCAGGGUCCCCUGUGCAUCCAGAGGAGCUUCAGCACACAAGCAGACUGAAUGAAAGCAAUACUCGGUGUCAGGUUGUGAGGUGUCACCUCCGGCAGCUGGCAAAGGGGACUGAGGUUUCUAUUGGACUAUUGAGGCUGGUUCACAAUGAAUUUUUCCGGAGGGCCAAGUUCAAGUCUCUGACAGUAGUCAGCACCUUCCAGCUGGACACUGAGGAGGGCAGUGUCCUACAGCUGACUGACGCCGCCCGUUGGAGUGAGAGCCUCCUGGAGGUAAUUCAGACCCGCCCUGUCCUCAUCUCCCUAUGGAUCCUCAUCGGCAGUGUCCUUGGAGGGCUGCUCCUGCUUGCUCUCCUUGUCUUCUGUCUGUGGAAGCUUGGCUUCUUUGCCCGUAUGAAAAUUCCCGAAGAAGGAAAAAGAGAAGAGAAGUUGGAACAAUGAUUGUAGAAUAAGGCUCAAAAAGCCUUCCCUGGCAGCUUCUUCAAGAGACUUGUGUCAGAGAAGAGGUUUGGGGCUCAGAGGGGACAAGAAGAAGCUUCAGAAGUAUUUCCCCAGACCUGCAGCCUGACUUGACUUUUGAGUCACGGGGAUGCUGCUGGCAAGAGAUGAGAGUUUACCUCAGACAAGAAGGGCUGGCACCAAAACCAGUAACACUCCUACCCUGUACUUCCCACCCUGUACUUCCCUCCUGCUCCACAGCCAAUAUUGGGGUUGUUGUUGUGGCCUGUUUGUCCCCAUCUUCAGGAAUCAAAAUAAUUUUUUUGCCUAGGUCCCUGACUCCUUUCAGAUUCCCUUAGUCCUCCAUCAGAAUUUGGAAAGGAUGACGGUUAUCUUCCUCCAUUCCCCCACUCUUUCACCUUUCUGCCUGCUCCCCACUCCACAGGAGGGAGCUGACAUUGGCUUGAGAGAAGUAAAGUCAACAUCUGCUGCUUUCCUGUGGAGUCUAGUGAUUCAUAGAGCCGGAUGGGGAGAGUCAACAGGAAAAAAGGAGGGAGGAGGAAAAGCCACAAGAGACGUUCUGUACAAUCCCAAGGAACAGAGAAGCCUUUAGACAGGCAACUGCCACCCCCUCCUGAAACCUGAGACUUCAUGGUACACUUGCACGCCCUCAGGUGCUGGGGAAACAGAGCUGCCUCCAGGCUUACAGGGCAUGGGCUUCCCAACCCUCAGUCUUCCUUGGAAGCAAAGCCAGGGCCUGGCACCCAAUUUUCUGGAGCUAGGGGCCCCCAAGUGGCAAAAACUGGAAUGUCAGAGAAGACUGACGAGGCAGUGCUUUUCCCUAGUUCUCUCAGGCUUUACUCUUAAGCCCUCCUUAUAGAAAGCAGAGAAAAGGGAGAGGAUUACUGCUUUAUGGUGGGAAGCCCUUUCACCUUUCCAGCUUUGGAAAGCAGCAGACCCAUGGGGUUCCAAUGAGUGGGGUCUGCAUUAAGAAACCAGAGUUGUUGGUAUGAGUGGUUCAGGGAGUAAGCCCUUACUUGUCCAGCAUUGGUUGUAUAGCAUAAAUAUCUCCUAGGAAAAUGUUUCUGGGGCAACCCUAGUCAUACUUUGCUAGUCAUAAUUUCUCUGUUUGAAUCAGUUUUCCAGCCCUUACUUGACGUUUACUGGAAAUCCCCAAGUUAAUUUCUGUAUACAAACUACCCAUUCUUAUCCCAUAUUUUGGUCAUGGGCAGUAAAGGCAAUUGGAUUUCUCAUAGAUUCUGGGAAACUUGUUUCUUUGUAAUCAAGACAGAGCUAUUGGUCUGCAGAGUGCAUCUCUAACAGCCAUUUGAAGAAACAGCACCCAUUUAGAGCUGAGAGGAGAGAAGACUUGAUUGGGCGUUGACUAUCAGCCACAGAACCUGUCUUCCCAGGCUGUUCUUGACA